Cricetulus griseus (Chinese hamster) is the source of this 2529-nucleotide messenger RNA. The record is from RefSeq and is a predicted model, not a curated record. NCBI's taxonomy places the organism in Eukaryota, Metazoa, Chordata, Mammalia, Rodentia, Cricetidae.
AGCGAGGGCGGACGAGCACUUGCCUUGGCCAAUGAGCGCCCAGGUUUCUGGGCUGCUUCCAAUCAGAGCACCGACAGAGGAGACAGGUUCGGUUGCGAGGAGAGGAUCCAGGAGGAGGAGUUGCAGAGGUCCAUUAAUGAGAUGAAACGGUUGGAGGAAAUGUCAAAUAUAUUUCAGAGUUCUGGAGUUGAGAAUCACCCUCCUGAACCAAAGACUCCAGCAGAAGGGAAUGAAAAAUCAAAGGACAAAGAGGAGCCAUGGGAAAUGGUGAUGGACAAGAAACACUUCAAGCUGUGGCGGCGCCCUAUUACGGGCACCCACCUUUACCAGUACCGAGUUUUUGGGACAUACACAGAUGUGACGCCUCGGCAGUUCUUCAAUGUUCAGCUGGACACAGAGUACAGGAAAAAGUGGGAUGCUCUUGUGAUCAAGCUGGAGGUGAUUGAGAGAGAUGUCGUCAGUGGUUCUGAGGUUCUUCAUUGGGUAACACAUUUUCCUUAUCCAAUGUACUCAAGGGAUUAUGUUUAUGUUCGUCGGUAUAGCGUGGAUGAGGAAAACAAUGUGAUGGUCUUGGUGUCCCGUGCUGUGGAACACCCCAGUGUGCCAGAGUCUCCAGAGUUUGUCAGGGUCAGAUCCUAUGAAUCCCAAAUGGUUAUCCGUCCUCACAAGUCAUUUGAUGAGAAUGGCUUUGAUUAUUUACUGACAUACAGUGACAAUCCACAGACAGUGUUUCCUCGUUACUGUGUCAGUUGGAUGGUUUCCAGUGGCAUGCCAGAUUUCCUGGAGAAGCUGCACAUGGCCACUCUGAAAGCCAAGAACAUGGAGAUCAAAGUGAAGGACUACAUUUCGUCUAAGCCUCUGGAAAUGAGCAGUGAGGCCAAGGCCACUGCUCCGUCUUCUGAGCGGAAGAGUGAGGGUAGCCGUGGCCCGGCUCGGAUUGAGUAUGCUUAAGGGCCUUUGGGAUAAGGAGAGACAGGCACUUUGGGACCUGCCUUGCUCCCUCAGCUCUGCUGCAGGACAGGGACAAGUCACAUGUUAGAAGACAUCUGCUGUAACUGUCAGUGCGAGAGAAUUAUAACUGGAGUUAGAUUUCAUUUGGAGCCAUCUUGCUCUUUACCAAACAGAGAGGGCUGUGACAUCAUGGAGUCGUCAUGUUCUCAGGCCAGCUGUUGUGAAAUCCAGUAUUAUGUUGAGCUAAUCUGGAACAAACCUCUCACUUUAGGCCAGAAGGGAAUGACUCCCAUCUGCCUCUUCCAAGAAGCUUCCUUGCUGACAUUCCAAAUGCCACCGUUGGUUGUGCAGCGCUCUGGAUAUCCUUCAGUUCUGUAUGUUACUUGAAAAGUGAUUGGCCCUGGGUUCUCACUAAGGGGUCACUAGGAGUACUCUUGGUAACAGUCCUGUGGUGAUGUGAACACUGGCUGAGCUAAGUGCCUUGUCCUCACCUUGCUUUAUCAUUAGAGACAUGACGUUUGUACCAAGGGAUCCACCCCCCUGCAAAAUACUAUGACACUGACAUAUUUGACUCAAAGCAGUUAUUGUAACUGGCUUUUCUGUGUUUAUGGGCUGUGCUUGCUGGAUUGUUGCCUCUGCUGUAGCCUUAGCCCAUUUGCCAGGAGCACCAGAGACAAACCCCUUUAGACAGUACUUUGAUGCCAUCAGUGUUUUGAUAGCGUCAGUGGAAGUACAUACAAAAUGUCUCACUUAAAAGUAACUAUUUCUUUUUAACCCUGGUAGCAAAUUGGAGUUGUAGAUUUGAGUACAACUCCUUUUUAUCACUGUUUUCCCACUGCAGAUUGACUGGGCCUUCCUGGAGGGCUAAAGGUAGUGGAUGGUGGUUGCACCAUUUCCUCAGAACUUUCAAAACUGUAAGCUGCCAUGUGGGCCAGCAGAUGAAGUCUUUCCCUGUACCAAUAUGGUAGGGAUAUGGCUUAUGUGACCCUCCUGAGCCUCUAAAACAUUUCUCUCCAGAGCUGACAUAGAAGUAAGACACAGUUUGGAUAAGAUCACAACCAGAUGAUAUGGGCCUGGCCUUGCUGGAUUCUUUAUGGUGAAUAGGGAUCAAGUUUUAAAUCUUCCUCCCUUUUUCUUUUUUUCCUGCUUGCUAUCCUGUUGUGGUAUUGAAAAAGGAAACUAAACCCAAGGUGAACUUAACCCUUUUUAAAAAACUUUUGUUGCCUACUCAGUUCUGUGCCAAGGAAACAACUAACUCCCUCAAUGUUUGAUGUCUUCUGUUGGCAGAGCAGAGAGAUGCAUUGAGCAGUCCCAGUGUCUUUCAGUAAGCAUUUCUCCCUUCUCCCCAGGACCUGACAGAAACCAUUCAUCUGAAUUUAGCACCCGUAGUUGAAUGCGUAUGAGUGUGUUUUGUGUGUGUGUGUGUGAGUGCUGGGGUACAGGUAUUAAGCAGUUAUGGUUGCCCUUUGUUCUGACUUAAUGGUGAUUUGACUCUGUACAGUUACUUGUGUUAUCAUAAUUAAUUGCUCCUAUGACAUUUUUACCAAAUGUGUGAAUAAAUACAUAAAGAUUGCUACA